Messenger RNA from Paralichthys olivaceus (Japanese flounder), 773 nucleotides. It is a transcript of the gene tmed9, whose product is annotated as transmembrane p24 trafficking protein 9. Gene Ontology annotation, biological process: Golgi organization; intracellular protein transport; endoplasmic reticulum to Golgi vesicle-mediated transport. The record is from RefSeq and is a predicted model, not a curated record. Gene Ontology annotation, cellular component: endoplasmic reticulum; Golgi apparatus; COPII-coated ER to Golgi transport vesicle. Lineage: Eukaryota; Metazoa; Chordata; Actinopteri; Pleuronectiformes; Paralichthyidae.
UAUGGUUAACGUGGCAUUGCGGGGAGCACGCAUGCGCAGUGGCUCUGUCCCGGUGUGAACAUGGCGUCUGUCAGGAUGAAGCCGUGCGUGUUGUCGGUUUUCCUCCUCCACGUUUUCUCCGGACUCGUGUCCUCGCUGUAUUUUCACAUCGGAGAGACGGAGAAGAAAUGUUUCAUCGAGGAGAUCCCGGACGAGACGAUGAUCAUCGGAAACUACCGCACUCAGCUGUACGACAAACAGCGGGAGGAGUACCUGCCCGCCACUCAGGGUCUGGGCAUGUUCGUGGAAGUCAAGGAUCCUGACGACAAGGUGAUUCUGUCUCGUCAGUACGGCUCCGAGGGAAGAUUCACCUUCACGUCGCACACGCCUGGAGAGCAUCAGAUCUGUCUGCACUCCAACUCCUCCAAGUUCUCCCUGUUCGCUGGAGGCCUGCUGAGGGUUCACCUGGACAUCCAGGUGGGCGAGCAUGCCAACAACUACGCUGAGAUCGCCGCCAAAGACAAACUGACGGAGCUGCAGCUGAGAGUGCGACAGCUGGUGGAGCAGGUGGACCAGAUCCAGAAGGAGCAGAACUAUCAGAGGUAUCGUGAGGAGCGUUUCCGUCUGACCAGCGAGAGCACCAACCAGCGAGUCCUGUGGUGGUCCAUCGUCCAGACCCUCAUCCUGGUCGCCAUCGGCAUCUGGCAGAUGAGACAUCUCAAGAGCUUCUUCGAGGCCAAGAAGCUGGUGUAACCAACCGUGUGUGUGUGUGUGUGUGUGUGUGUGUGUGUGUG